This is a messenger RNA of Terrapene triunguis (Three-toed box turtle), 692 nucleotides long. Its product is annotated as leucine-rich repeat-containing protein 51. Gene Ontology annotation, molecular function: protein binding. The record is from RefSeq and is a predicted model, not a curated record. NCBI's taxonomy places the organism in Eukaryota, Metazoa, Chordata, Testudines, Emydidae. Bases 42 to 623 code for a protein of 193 amino acids. The transcript is spliced from 5 exons.
GAGACAGAGAGAGAGAGGAGCAGAGAUGCGUGGCCUGAAAGAUGAGCGUGCGAUGGGAUUGCUGUAAGAUCUCACUGCAGGCACCUCCUCUGGACUAUUCCUUCCGAGGCAUCAGCUUCAUCCAAGACCUGCUGACAGAGGAGCCCCGGGCUGGCCUCAAGGUGAUCAAGCGCUCGGCCGGGGGGAAGCUGCUGACCCAGGCGGUGCGCCUGAAUAACAACACCAUCAAUGAGCUGACCGACUUCGCCUCCACCAUGGAGCAGCUGCUGGAGUACCCCGACGAGCUCUCCUGGGUCGACCUCUCCUUCAACGACUUGUCUACCAUCGACCCGGUGCUGACUAUGUACCCCGACCUCCGGGCCCUCAACCUGCACGGGAACAGCAUCCAGAGCCUCGGCGAGGUGGACAAGCUGGCCGUCCUGCCGCGCCUGCGCACGCUGACCCUGCACGGAAACCCCAUCGAGGAGGAGAAAGGCUACAGGAGCUACGUGUUGUCCGUGCUGCCCCAGCUGAAGUCCUUCGAUUUCAGCGGCGUGACGAAGCAGGACCGCUCCACCGCCACCUUCUGGAGACGCAUGAACGUCAAACCCAAGAAAGUCAAGAAAAGGCGGGACGACUACUGAGGGGACGGGCUGAAGCAGCAUCUGCCCCGUUCAGCGGGGCCCAGCGCCCUGCGGGGGUGGGCGGCGUAA